AUGAUCCAACAUGGUGCAGCAUCUAUUUUCCAGAGCAAUGACAGUGGAGAAACUGAUGCGGAUCUGGACAUUGAAGAAUUGCUCAAAGAAUCAGAAGAGAAAACGAAAGAGUUAAAUGAGAAGUAUGCAAGUUUGAACUUGAAUGCCCUUCAAAAUUUCACUAACGACGAGUCUGUGUACGAGUGGAAUGGUGAAAACUUCAAGAAGAAAGAACCUACAGCGAUUACCAAUAUAGGGCAUGGCUGGAUCAAUCCUAGUAAGAGAGAACGGAAGGAGAAUUACUCGAUUGACAUGUAUUAUAAAGACGUUUUGAACUCAGGUAGCAGAUCAACACCAAGAAGCGGCCCGAAACCCCCAAAGCAACUCAACAUUUACGAUCACCAAUUCUUCCCACCAAAGUUGAUGGAGUUAUAUGAAAUGGAAAAAAACUACUAUAAAAAACAAACCAACUAUAGCGUUCCUUUAAGAAGUGGUACUGCCAAAGACUUGGCAGAGCGUGAAUUAGAGCAGAAAUUGGAGCAAGAGGAGAUUGAAAAUUCAAGACCACUUACGGAGGAAGAAAAGGAGUUGAAGCAGGAGUUGUUGACACAAGGCUUCAACAACUGGAAUAGAAAAGAUUUCAUUCAUUUCAUCCUGGUCUGUACUAAGUACGGAAGAAAUGCGAUUUCAUUAAUCGCCGCUGAGUUUGAAGAUAAGACGGUGGAAGAAGUGAGAGAUUACGCUCGAGCCUUUUGGACCCGAUACGAAGAAAUUGAUGGAUACGAAAAACUAAUCAAUCAAAUCGAGCAAGGAGAAGAGAAGAUUGCAAGAAUUAAGAUUCAGAAGGAGAGUCUCCGCAGAAAAAUAUCACUGUACAGAUACCCACUUCAAGAGCUUGUUUUGAAGUAUCCACCUGCUGCUACGAAUAAGCGGACAUUCACAGACGAAGAAGAUCGGUUUUUACUCGUUCAGAUGUACAGAUUUGGGCUUGAUCGUGGCGAUUUAUAUGAGAGAAUACGCGACAUGAUUAGGAAAAGUCCACUACUUCGUCUUGAUUUUUUCUUGCAGUCAAGGACGACUGCAGAGUUAUCCAGGAGAUGCAACACACUUAUCGCGUGUGUGUUAAAAGAGAUACACCCCAAGGCGCCAGCCGUGAAAAGUACGGAAGGUUCGAAAGAGGGGUCGAAAAAGCGGGCUUCAACUCUGUCCUCAAAAGCAACCUCUAAGAAAGCUAGAAGCAAAUGA
Messenger RNA from Clavispora lusitaniae ATCC 42720, 1224 nucleotides. It is a transcript of the gene Smarca5, whose product is annotated as chromatin-remodeling ATPase. Lineage: Eukaryota; Fungi; Ascomycota; Pichiomycetes; Serinales; Metschnikowiaceae. The record is from RefSeq and is a predicted model, not a curated record. Gene Ontology annotation, biological process: regulation of transcription by RNA polymerase II; nucleosome organization. Gene Ontology annotation, cellular component: chromatin; nucleus. Gene Ontology annotation, molecular function: nucleosome binding; ATP-dependent chromatin remodeler activity; DNA binding.